Plasmodium adleri (nom. inval.) is the source of this 1143-nucleotide messenger RNA. Its product is annotated as reticulocyte binding protein 2 homologue a, putative. Bases 1 to 1143 code for a protein of 380 amino acids. Lineage: Eukaryota; Apicomplexa; Aconoidasida; Haemosporida; Plasmodiidae. The transcript is spliced from 2 exons. The record is from RefSeq and is a predicted model, not a curated record.
AUGAUAAGCGAUUUACAAAAUCCAUUAUUAUUAAAAGUAACUGAAAAACUAGACAAAGAAGAACAUGAAUAUAUAAAAGAAAAUUACAGCAAAUGGAAAGAAACAUUAGAUGAUGAAUUUAAAAAGAAAUUAAAAGAUGAUGUUGAGAAAAAAAUAAAUGAAUUAUUAAUUAUUAAAGAAAAGGAAUUGAAAAGAAUAGAAAAAAUAAGAGAACUACUAAAAGAUGAAAUUCCAAAAUUAGUUGAUAUCGAAUUAAAAAAAGAAAAAAAAUAUUCAACUGUUCCAUCUUUAAGAACUAAUAUUGUUAAAGCUGUUGUAUAUAUACAUAAUUAUAAUUAUGAUGAAUUGAAAGUAGAAGAGGAUGAAGCUUUCAGAAAACGUAUUCAAAGAGACACGAUUAAUUUUCUUGAAUAUAUAGAAAAACAUGCAAACUAUAUUAAACAUAUAAUAAACCUAAAUACUAUCAUAACAAAAACAGUGGCAGAUAUUGAUGCAGUUGAUAAUCAUAAAUUAAUUGACGUAACGGAACAUAUGAGAAAGAAAGAAGAAAUACAUAAAAAGGUGAAAUCUGAACUGAAUAAUGUUUUUAAGGACCCAUUGAAUAAAGUAAAUACAGAUUUCCAAGACAUUUUAAAAUAUAAAGCUACUGUUAAUAAGAAAAAAAAUUUAAAUGACGAAAAAAAUAUAUUAGAUUAUAUAAAAGAUAAAUACGAUAGUAUAAUUAAAAUUAAAACAGAAAAUAUUAUAAAUAUUAUAAAAAUUUUGGAAAAAUCAAUGGCUGAUCUUUUAAUAAUUAAUGAUGAUAUUAUAGGAAAGUGCUUAUACUAUCUCAACACAGUUUUAUCACAUUCAUCAGAUCAUUAUGAUAAAUUAUUAUUAGAGCUAAAACAUAGUAUAGAUGAAUAUGAGGAUGAAAUUGAAGAUAUGAAAAUAUACAAAAAUAUUGUUAUGAAGGUUGAACAUGAAUAUUUUUAUAGUUUAUAUGAUGAUGAUGAGUAUUCCUUACCAGUAAAAGAUACUGAAAUGCAAUUGUUACAAUAUGAAGAUAUUAUGACUAAGAUAAAAGAUCAAGUAAGCUAUAAUCUUCGUAUAGUAAAAGAUUAUGUGAAAACAUAUGAAAAUAAUUUUAUAUUUUUCAAUUAA